AUGUAUAAUUGUGCCAAGUAAACUGUUAAUAGUGUGAUUAUAAUUAAGUAUGCUAAUAAUGUUUUUCUGGGUAUUAUUAUCAGAAAUAAACAAACUAAUGCUAGUCAUGUAAUCCACCCUGUUAAACUUGUGAUGGUCCAAAUCCAAAUAAUUGCUUAUCUUGUAGUACUGGACUGUAUUAUAAUUAGGCCACAAAGUCAUGUAUUUGUGAUCCAACCUGUAAAACUUGUGAUGGUCCAAAUCCAAACAAUUGCUUAUCUUGCAAUCCUGGACUGUAUUAUAAUUAAGCCACAAAGUCAUGUAUUUGUGAUCCAACCUGUAAAACUUGUGACGGCCCAAGUUAAACUAAUUGUUUAUCUUGUAACUCAGGGUUUUACUAUUAGUAAGCUGCAAAAAAGUGUGUAAAAUCUUGUAAUUAAAAUGAAUUUCCAAAUUUAUUAUUAUAGCAAUGCUAGUCAUGUGAUAAAAGUUGUGCAAGCUGCGAUGGAAAGGAUUUAAAUAAUUGUUUAAGUUGUUACCCUAACAAUUUUCUUUACAACAAAAUUUGUGUUAGCCUAUGUCCAAAUGGAUUUUAAAGUAAUUUUAACACUCUCACAUGCGAUUCAUGCUAAAAUUAUUGGAGCCCAUAAUGCAAUCCCUGCUAUUCCAACUGUAAACAAUGUGAUUAGUCAUAGAUUUAAAAAUGUCAGACUUGCUAUAAUGAAACAAGAUAAAUAGAUGUUUAAAGUAAUAGAUGCAUUUGCAAAAACUAAAAUGAUUAAAGGAAUAUAUUUUAUUAAUGCAGCUAUGAAAAUAUUGCUGUCAUUGAUGCAAAAUUAAGUGCUACAUUUCCAUAACUUAUUAUUGAUUUGGGGUCUCCAUUAAUGA
Messenger RNA from Tetrahymena thermophila SB210, 867 nucleotides. Its product is annotated as transmembrane protein, putative. NCBI's taxonomy places the organism in Eukaryota, Ciliophora, Oligohymenophorea, Hymenostomatida, Tetrahymenidae. The transcript is spliced from 2 exons. The record is from RefSeq and is a predicted model, not a curated record.